Ectocarpus sp. CCAP 1310/34 is the source of this 1245-nucleotide messenger RNA. The record is from the annotation of a GenBank genome assembly. Lineage: Eukaryota; Phaeophyceae; Ectocarpales; Ectocarpaceae.
AUGGGAGCCGUCCUCGCGGAGGGAGGAGACAACUCCCGCGUACCAUCGUGCUCGGCAUUGUCUACAGCCCUGUUCGCUGCUACGUUGGCGUCACGUUACAACGACGCAGCGGCCGUGAUCCGUCUUCUGGAAGUCUGCGGGCGUGGGAUAGCAGACGUGCGCGACGACAACGGCCGGACACCCCUUCAUCAUGCCUGCCGCGGAGACGACGCUGGAUUAGUCCGCCUUCUCCGGCGGGCUGGAGCCGAUCCCGACGCUCACGACUGCCAGGGGAACUCGCCCUUAGCAGUGGCCGCUGCCACGGGGAGUCUGGCAUGUCUGCAACUCUUGAUUCAGGGAGGAAGCGACGUCAACAGCGCCAACGAAGCUGAGGACACACCGCUACACCUUGCGGUGGGAUUCAGUAGCGUCCCGAACGAUAGAGUGGGUACAUGUACCCACCCGAAUACGUUCCACCCGGGGAAUGCUAUCAAUCAUGUGGCCUCGGAGCCAUCAUUGGGCGUACGUUGUCUUGAAUAUGUUCAUCAAGGCCGACGACGCUCUGCCUCCUUUCCCACCAACACGCUUGAUCUUGGCCCGAUCCAGGUACGGCACGGCAAUCUUUCGUGUGUCAAAGCACUAGUGGAGGGUGGUGCGAAGCUCAGUCGGCGUAACACCCUGGGAUUUACCCCCAGGGAAGAUCUGCUCAACUCAGAAACCAUGUUUGCUAGGGGCCGGUUGCCCAAGGUUCUUCGAGCAACGUUGGCCUACGUUCAAGACGCCGAGGCCUCAGCACCACAGCCCCAAUGGCAGGCAUCAGCACCACAGUCCCAGUCCCCAACAUGGACAGCUCAGGAUGGCUACGGAUCUGAAGACACACCGGCCACAGCCGUUUCUUCUCGCCGAAGCUCCAUCGGUGGUCACUUUCGCCACGCCUUCGACGCUAACUUCGACUCCGACGCCCAACCCCCUUCCGAGGGAGAGAGACCGCUUCAGCAAAUUAACACUGCCAGCGCUAGUGGGAAAGAAACCGAGGCCUUGCAUUACUACAGGCAUCACGCGAAGGGGAAAGCGCACGCAACCGCUACGGAUCGGCUAGAGCGCAAUCGUGAUUGGGAUCUUCGGGAAUUGCAAGGAAGCGGGAACGUUCUUGAGAGGCGGAAUGAAGACGAGUCUGUUUCCAACGGCAGCCGUCGAGGGAAUUGCAAUAGGUUGGUACCGGUCUCUAUGGUACUUGACUGGGCAACAGAUCCUUUAUUCGGGUAG